GAAGAUAAAAACUAAACGGAGAAGACAAACAAAACAACGAUGCCGAAGAAGAAGCCGGCGAAACAUUCCGGCGACGAUGACAUCACCAUUCCGGUAUCACCACAAACCGGAUCUUCUGAUACUUGGUGGUGGUUAGCACAUAAAGGAACCACCACUUCAUUUCUCUGCAUCUCCCUCUUCGCAUUACUGAUCCGAUCUGCUGUAUCAAUGUAUCCAUACUCCGGCGCCGGAAUUCCACCUAAAUUCGGCGAUUUCGAAGCUCAAAGACAUUGGAUGGAGAUAACCACAAAUAUUCCAGUUAUCGAUUGGUAUAGAAAUGGCACUUACAACGAUCUCACUUACUGGGGAUUAGAUUAUCCUCCUUUAACUGCUUAUCAAAGUUACAUCCAUGGAAUCUUCCUUCAAAUCUUCAAUCCUGAAUCUGUUGCUCUUCUAAGCUCUCGUGGUCACGAGUCUUAUCUUGGAAAAUUGUUGAUGAGAUGGACAGUUUUAGCGUCUGAUGUUCUCAUAUUUUUCCCAGCUGCUCUGUUUUUCGUGUUGGUGUACCAUAGGAAUCGAAUUAGGAGUGGUAAGAGUGAAGUGGCGUGGCAUAUUGCUGUGAUUCUCUUGAACCCUUGUUUAAUCCUCAUUGAUCAUGGUCAUUUUCAGUAUAAUUGUAUCAGCUUGGGACUUACAGUCGGUGCUAUUGCUGCGGUACUUUGUGAGAGCGAGGUUCUCACUUGUGUUUUGUUCAGUCUAGCUCUUAGCCAUAAACAGAUGAGUGCAUACUUUGCUCCUGCCUUUUUCAGCCAUCUACUGGGUAAAUGCCUAAGACGGAAAAGCCCAGUACUUUCUGUGAUUAAGCUUGGAACUGCAGUCAUAGUGACAUUUGUUAUUGUUUGGUGGCCAUAUCUGCAUUCUUUGGACGACUUCUUAAUGGUUCUCUCCCGUCUUGCUCCAUUUGAGAGGGGAAUAUACGAGGAUUACGUGGCAAAUUUCUGGUGCACUACUUCCAUACUCAUAAAAUGGAAAAAACUCUUCACAACACCAUCCCUCAAAUCUAUUAGCUCAGCUGCAACUGUAUUGGCUUCUCUCCCUUCAAUGGUCCAGCAAAUCUUGUCACCAAGCAAUGAAGGUUUCCUAUAUGGCUUGCUCAACAGUUCAAUGGCUUUCUACAUGUUUUCCUUCCAAGUGCAUGAGAAAUCAAUCCUGAUGCCUUUUCUCUCUGCAACACUAUUAGCUCUCAAACUCCUGAACAUUUCAGUCAUUUAACCUAUUACGCUCUCUUCUCGAUGUUCCCUCUCCUUUGCCGUGACAAACUCUUGAUC
Arabidopsis arenosa is the source of this 1307-nucleotide messenger RNA. The record is from the annotation of a GenBank genome assembly. Lineage: Eukaryota; Viridiplantae; Streptophyta; Magnoliopsida; Brassicales; Brassicaceae.